UUGGUAGCGAUAUCGUUGCUAAAGUUGCUAAAGGGGUCACUGCCAAAGGGAUGGUCGGGUUAGUAAAAAGGUGGUCGGAAACCCUAACUCAAAAUAGAGAAAAACCCUACAUUACAGCCACCACAUGCCUUUGCCUGUCUCACUGUCUGUCUCCCCCAAGUUAAUGGAUAUGGAAACCCUAACACAAGAAGAUGACAAUGAAUCAGCCUAUAAAAGAUUUUCAUUCCCAAAUGAAAUCAUACAAGAAAUCAUUUCAAGACUCCCAAUCAAACCCAUUCUCCAAUUUAGAUCUGUAUCCAAACAUUGGCUAUCCCUCAUUUCCCAUGAUCCUUGUUUCCCCAAAUUGCAUUUCAAUCGCUCUCUCGCCACCCACGACCGCACAUCCUUUUUCAUAUCCGCUUUUGACAAACUCACCCAGGAACGACACUUUCUGACGGCACCUCUUGAUGGUGGGCCCGUCACUCAUCUCAUCACACUCCAUGAUAGUCACUAUGAUGACAGUGAUGCUGAACAUCUCAAUGGGUUAGUUUUUUUCACUUCUAGAAAUGUUCCUAUAUAUGGAAGUUCCGGUUUCGUUAUAAACCCGGCCACUCGUAAGGUUUUUAAAGUCCCUCCUCCCCCUAAUCGUGACUUUCCGAUUUACUUUUUUGGGUUUGAUGAGUUUAGUAAUGAGCAUAAUAUUUUGUGUACCUGCUAUAGUAGUAUUCGACACCCCAUAGCUAUCGGGUUUAUGAUAUUCUCUUUGUCGACUGGUUCUUGGAGACAGAUUCCUGUGGAUUUGGAGGAGCUUUUUCCUCGUCCACAUAUAAUUCGUCGUAUCAAACAUAGUGUUUGUGUUAAUAGUGUCAUGUAUUUCAUGCUUAAUGCAAGUUAUCAAAUCUUGGCGUUUCACUUGACAACCGAAAAGUUUUCCAUUAUUAACCUUCCUCAGGGUGCUAUUCCACGUGAAUUAACUACACGUUUCACCAGGCACGGCAGGGAUACUCGGAAGGGCAACUCUCCUUUUUUAAUAAUAGAUAAGGGACUACUUGGAGUUGUUUGUCAUGAUCUCGUGAUGGAAACCAACAAAAUACAUAUAUGGUUUUUACAAGACUAUGUAAACCGUGUUUGGGUUAGAGAAACCGUUAUGGUUCCUGAAUCUUGGUUUGAUUUAGAUUUUUUCAGGCGAAUACAGUAUUAUGAUGUGCAUAGUUAUGUUUCUUCUUGCCGUAGGCUGUCUGGGGAUAUGGUCAAUGCGUUUAUCCUUGACAUGAAAACUAAAAGUUUCAAACUAGUAAAUUUUAAUCUGGUUUAUGAGUUCCUGCAUUCAAAUUCAGUGUGGUUUCAGCAAAUUAGGAGUUAUGUUGAAAGCGUUUUGCCGUUAAGAGAAGAAUGAACCAUGAAUUUCAUGAUAAGUAGCUCCAUUGGGUAAUGUCUAUCUCGGAUGAAAGCUCUUGGAAAUGCUCUUUUUUUUUCUAUGCAGUCAGGUUUUUACUUUAUUUUUUUAUCGCAUGUACUGGUGGUCUUAAGAUGGUUUUAGGAUUUCUGAUGUUAACUACCGUUCUGUUUAUCGUAUAAUCGUAUUUUACUA
Molecule: messenger RNA, 1570 nt
Organism: Erigeron canadensis
Lineage: Eukaryota; Viridiplantae; Streptophyta; Magnoliopsida; Asterales; Asteraceae
Product: putative F-box protein At3g23960
Exons: 1
Coding region: 125-1375 (416 amino acids)
Molecular function (GO): protein binding
Source: RefSeq, a predicted model, not a curated record